AUUUAAAAAUAUCCCGCAACGAACUUAAAAGAACUUUCACCUGUUUUCUCUCACACACACGAAAACAAAGGAAAAAAAAGAUGUCACUCUCCUUGCAAUCUUCGCCUUCAUCAUUUCUCUCUUCUUCUCUACCAAAAUUAAGAUUGGGAUUUGCAAAUGGGUGUUCUUCUUCCAGCCUACUCUUCAAAUUCAACGCAUCUUUUCCAGCUAUUCGUGCUUCCUCGGGCUUCUCUUCUUCUCUCGACACUGGGUUAAGAACUGAAUUGGAUGCUGUGUCUACUUUCAGUGAGAUAGUUCCUGACACUGUCAUCUUUGAUGAUUUUGAAAAGUUUCCACCAACAGCUGCAACUGUUAGUUCUUCACUGCUGUUGGGUAUAUUGAGCCUUCCAGAUACCGUUUUUAGAAAUGCUGUGGAUAUGGCCUUGGCGGAUUCAACUUGUUCUAGGCUUGACAAUCCUGAACUGAGGUUGUCUUGUUUCUUUAACAAGGCUUUAGUAAAUGUUGGUGGUGACUUGGCAAAGCUAGUUCCGGGUCGAGUUUCAACCGAAGUGGAUGCACGUCGGGCUUAUGAUACACAUGGUAUUAUUAGGAGGGUUCACGACUUACUGAAGUUGUAUAAUGAGAUUGAUGUUCCUCCUGAGCGCUUAUUGUUUAAAAUUCCUUCAACUUGGCAAGGAAUAGAAGCCUCAAGAUUGCUUGAAUCUGAGGGUAUACAAACACAUUUAACUUUUGUUUAUAGCUUUGCUCAAGCUGCAGCUGCUGCCCAAGCUGGUGCUUCUGUUAUUCAGAUUUUUGUUGGCCGUGUUAGGGAUUGGGCACGCAAUCAUUCUGGUGACCCUGAGAUUGAAGCUGCCAUUCAAAGAGGAGAGGAUCCCGGGUUAGGUCUGGUGACAAAAGCUUAUAACUACAUUCACAAAUAUGGACAUAAAUCAAAGCUUAUGGCUGCAGCAGUUCGAAACAAGCAGGAUUUAUUCAGUUUGCUGGGGGUUGAUUAUGUCAUUGCACCGUUGAAGAUAUUGCAGUCGCUGAAAGAAUCAGUUACUGCUCCUGAUGAGAAGUACUCUUACGUUAGGAGGCUUUCCCCGCAGUCUGCUGCCAACCACAAUUUCACUGCUGAAGAGCUCACAAAGUGGGACCAAUUAAGCCUUGCAUCAGCUAUGGGACCUGCAUCUAUGCAGCUUCUGGCUGCUGGACUCGAAGGAUACGUUAAUCAAGCGAACCGAGUCGAGGAAUUACUUGACAAGAUUUGGCCGCCUCCUAAUGUCUAAAAUGGCCCCUCCAUUUUGACCCACAUCUCAUAUGCCAUAAAAUAAGAAGAUGAUACUGACUCCAUUUUGUUGUUUACGUUUUUCUUUUUGGUUAUGCAGAGUAGUUUAGUUGGUCUUUAAAACUGAUGUCAAUCCUCCAUCUUUCAUGUUAUCAAUGAACAUAAUGCUACUGUUUUAGAAACUUGCAAUUCAAUCCCAUGGCAAUGCUUUCCUCUUUA
Messenger RNA from Gossypium raimondii (Peruvian cotton), 1486 nucleotides. RefSeq lists its product as uncharacterized. Gene Ontology annotation, molecular function: transaldolase activity. NCBI's taxonomy places the organism in Eukaryota, Viridiplantae, Streptophyta, Magnoliopsida, Malvales, Malvaceae. The transcript has 12 exons. The record is from RefSeq and is a predicted model, not a curated record. Gene Ontology annotation, cellular component: cytoplasm; intracellular anatomical structure. Gene Ontology annotation, biological process: carbohydrate metabolic process; pentose-phosphate shunt. Bases 81 to 1268 code for a protein of 395 amino acids.